Messenger RNA from Quercus lobata, 3435 nucleotides. RefSeq names its product protein ENHANCED DOWNY MILDEW 2-like. The record is from RefSeq and is a predicted model, not a curated record. Bases 175 to 3009 code for a protein of 944 amino acids. NCBI's taxonomy places the organism in Eukaryota, Viridiplantae, Streptophyta, Magnoliopsida, Fagales, Fagaceae. The transcript is spliced from 18 exons.
AUUAUUAUUAUUAUUAUUGUUGUUGUUGUUGUUGUUGUUACCUUUUUUUUUGUUGUUGUGUGAAAUGCUUUGUUUGGUUGACGAGAAAGUGUAGGAAAAGAGAAGGGAAUGGGGUUUUAGAGUGUACCGAAAUAUAUUUAUUGCUCGAUUGUACAGUCUUGGUGUGGAAAUUCAAUGGCAUCCGAUGAAGAGAGUGAGAUUGUGGCAGAGUUUGUCACAAACUAUGAUUUUAUCGAUCACAUGGGAAAUCCCGUUUCAUUGUCUGUUUUGCCACUACAAUGGAGCGAGGGUGAUUUCUUUGGUGACUUGGAAACACAAGUUUUCGUACGUGGGGAUGGUGAUGAUGGGCUUCAGAGAAUCUACAAGUGCGUCAUAGCAUGGAAAUUUCAACUUUCCUAUGUGCGGCCUGAAAUUUGUGUGCUUUCCAAGGAGAAAAGCUGGAUAACACUUCAAAAGCCAAGGAAGGCUUUCGAGAACACAAUCAGGACAAUUUUAGUGACUGUUCAGUGGCUUCAUUUUGUUAAAAAGAAUCCAGAGGCAUCAGAAAAAUCUCUAUGGAACCACUUGAUGAAAACAUUUAGCUCAUUUGAGGUUGAACCUUCUGAGAAUGAUCUAUUGGAUCACAUACAAUUGAUCACUGAAGCUGCUAAAAGAGAUGAACCUUUAGUAAAAUCUAAGUAUUUGCUUACUUUUUUGGAGAAGCCUAGGAGAAGUAAUGCGUUUCAUGAGGAUGCUCAAAAAAGGAAGAAGUUGAAUUUUAUAGUAUAUUCGGAUGAUGAAGAGGAGUAUGAUAAAGUGUUUGGUGAAGAAGAUAAUGAACUUUAUCUCUAUGAUUAUGUUUGUUCAAUUUGUGACAAUGGUGGUGAAAUCCUAUGUUGUGAAGGAAAGUGCUUGAGAUCCUUUCAUGCAAACAUAGGUUCUGGGGCUGAGGACUUCUGUGAGACUCUUGGCUAUACUGAUGCUCAAGUCAAGGCAAUGCCAAUAUUUUUGUGUAGAAAUUGCAAGUAUCAGCAACAUCAAUGCUUUGUUUGUGGCAAAUUGGGAUUUUCCGAUAAAUCUUCUGAUGCAAAGCCAGCAGAGGUCUUCCCCUGUGUUUCUGCAACUUGUGGCCAUUUCUAUCACCCAGAAUGUGUUGCUAAACUGCUCCAUCCACACCAGGACAUGCAAGCACUAAAACUUCAGAAAAAAAUAGCUGCAGGAGAAUCAUUUACUUGCCCUGCUCACAAAUGUUUUGUUUGUAAGCAAGGUGAAAAUAAGAAUGUUCAUGAGUUGCAGUUUGCCUUGUGUCGCCGUUGCCCCAAGGCAUAUCACAGGAAAUGCUUGCCCUGGAGGAUUUGUUUUGAAUAUAAUAAUGACGAAGAUAUUUUACAAAGGGCUUGGGAUGGCCUGCUUCCAAAUCGAAUUCUGAUAUAUUGCUUGGAUCAUGAGAUCAAUAAAGAACUUGGGACUCCACUUAGAGACCACUUAAAGUUUCCUGAUGCUAAAGGAAUAAAGAGACAACAUGAAGGAGAGAAGCUAUCAAGCAAAAAGAAGGCCGUGGCUUCAAGAAAAGGAAUGGUUUGUGACAAUUUAAGUGCAGGAAAAAUUAUAUUAAAGUUGCCGAAUCGGGUCAAAAAGAUGUGCAACAGUGUCGAAGGUGGAGAUUCUACCAAAAAGAUUAAGAAAAGAUGUUUUAGGCAGGAUUUUGAUUCCUUGAAAAAAAAGAAUACAAUUGACUUGGUUGGAAAAUCUGUAAAGGAAAAUAUUAGGUCUAUCCCUUGCAAGUCUUUCACUGUGGUUGGAAGCAAGUCCUCUACAAAGAGCAAUAAGUCUUUGAUUGAUUUGGAAUUGUAUCCAUUAAGGUCCAAGAAGCAGAAAUUGUCUAGUGGGAAAAUCAAGAACACAAUUUUGGAGGAGUCUGUGAUGAUAAAAUCAAACAGUUCAGAGUUCGUAUUGAAUGCUGAAACGAAAAAUCGAAUUUUGGCUCUAAUGAAAAAUUCCACCACUUCAUUUAAUAAUGAAGAAUUCAUCAGAAGGCAGAAAGUCCAGGGUGCAGAUGCAUACUAUGGAUCUCUAUCGGACAAGAGUAUCACACAAGGAAAAGUGGAGUGCUCUGUUAAGGCUAUUCAAACAGCCUUACAGAGGUUAGAAGAGGGUUACAGCAUUGAAGAUGCAAAAGCUGUUUGUGAACCAGAGAUUCUCUGGCAGAUUUUCAAAUGGAAGAGAAAGCUCGGUGUCUAUCUUGCACCUUUUCUCUAUGGCACGCGCUAUACAUCUUUCGGUCGCCAUUUCACAAAAGUGAACAAGCUUAAGGAGAUUGUUAAUAGGCUCCAUUAUUACGUGCAAAACGGUGAUAUGAUUGUCGACUUCUGCUGUGGUUCUAAUGAUUUCAGUUGUCUCAUGAAAGAAAAGCUUGAAAAGACUGGGAAGGGGUGCACAUUUAAAAAUUAUGAUCUUUUCCAAGCGAAGAAUGAUUUCAGUUUUGAGAAGAGAGACUGGAUGAGUGUCAAUCCGGAAGAAUUACCCAAUGGUUCCCAACUGAUCAUGGGGCUGAAUCCCCCUUUUGGGAUCAAAGCAUCUCUUGCUAACAAGUUUAUUAACAAGGCCUUGGAGUUUAAACCAAAGCUCCUAAUUCUUAUUGUUCCAAAGGAAACCAGACGACUUGACAAGAAUAAUGCUGCAUAUGACUUAAUUUGGGAGGACCAUGAGGUACUCUCAGGCAAGUCAUUUUACCUACCUGGAUCUGUUGAUGUUCAUGACAAGACAUUGGAGGACUGGAAUUUGAAGCCACCGCCACUCUAUCUUUGGAGUCGUCGUGAUUGGACUGCAAGACACAAAGCAAUAGCUCAAGAGCAUGGCCACAUAUUCAAGGAGCAACCAGAGAUGUGUUUGGAAGGAAAAAAUGCCCAGAAUUAUCUUAUUGAGAACUGUGGUUUUUUUUGGGACCAUACAGGCUUGCACCCACCUGGUGAUAUGGGAAAUUGGCAUGGUUCAUCGUCAGGCACCAAUCUUGGUAAUAGAUACCUCUAGAAUUUGGAGAACCAGUUUCAAGGGUACCGAGGACAAUGUGGAUGAAUUCAAUCAGAGUUCAAUGGCCGGGAGGAGAAGCACAAGAGAGGAUAGAGACAAAUGUGAGAGCUCACAUCCCACUUCCAUGUCGAGGACUCGUUACAUAACUAGGAUCGUAUUGUGUAAUAUUUAUCUUCCUUAACGUUUUGCCACCUCUUGAAGCCUGUAGUUGAACUUGCAGAAACUUUUAAACAGUCAGUUGCUUGUACAGCCACAAAUACUGCAAUCGCAUUAAUGCAAAUAACUGCCUUACAUAUUUCGAGGAGUAGAUCGUAUUUGUAUGUGUUAGUGAAGUUUGUGUACUCCCACAUAACUAAAUACUCACAUUGCGGCAAUAUUUAGUUAUGUGUUAAAAAUGAUAAUAUUUAACAGUUGUAACUAGUUAUA